This is a messenger RNA of Giardia duodenalis, 3918 nucleotides long. Its product is annotated as SMC6 protein. Gene Ontology annotation, molecular function: damaged DNA binding; ATP hydrolysis activity; single-stranded DNA binding. Gene Ontology annotation, cellular component: site of double-strand break; nucleus; Smc5-Smc6 complex. Lineage: Eukaryota; Fornicata; Diplomonadida; Hexamitidae. The transcript has a single exon. The coding region runs from base 1 to 3918 and encodes 1305 amino acids. The record is from RefSeq and is a predicted model, not a curated record. Gene Ontology annotation, biological process: double-strand break repair via homologous recombination.
AUGAACCACCAGGACAAUCUUAAUGCUACUCUUCCAGACGAAAUUGCAGCCCUGGCGCGUCAUCCAAAUAAAACAGUCGCUGACAUAUUCAAUGUUCCGAGGCACCCAGUGAUGUAUACUAGAACAGGAUACAUUCUUCGGCUGCACAUAACGAACUUCCUUACACAUAGAGACAAGGUGGUGGACUUUGAAUGCCCGGUAUCUCUUAUUCAUGGCCCAAACGGUGCGGGGAAGUCGUCCAUCCUCCAGGCCAUCCACUUUGUCCUAGGUGGAAAGGCAAAAAAUAUCCGUGAUAACUGCGAGAGAUUUUCGAAUUUAAAAACAGUAGUUUGCCUAAAAGACACAAGUACAAAUGUACAAACUACACAAUGUUCUGUGAUUGCCUACUUCUAUUAUGAAGGGGGCUCUGAAUUUUCUGGGCCGAUUAUUGGAUUGAAGCGGACGGUCACAAACGAAGUCACCAAUUUUUUUUUGUGUACAAGCUUUCCCCCCAGCACCAAAUCCACUCCCCAAUUUGAGCGAAUAUCCUUCGAGCGGGCCCACUCUAUCCUGGUUGACAUGGGCCACUUUCCAGACAAUGAGAUCACGAUGGUCUCUCAAUCGAGAAUGAAGGUCCUUGUGCGCAUGAAGCCAGUUGAUCGAUACAAGAUCUUCAGCACGGCCAUGUCUUUUGAUGAGAUAGAAGCGAAUCUAGCAAACUCUCAGCUCUCUUUGGAAAACUCCAUCGCAGGUAGCAGGCGCAUAGCAGGAGGCCUCAAGCAUCUUAUGCAGGAUAGAAAGCGCGUUGGAAGAAGAAUCAAGGCAAUGAAGGAAUACCAUGAGGCAGACGUAAAUCUCAAUAAGGUGGGCCUGAAGAAGGUCGCUUUAUCCAUUCAGAAACACCGGGUGCAUGUCCAAAAUCACCGACUCGAUGUUGAACAAGCAGAGAAGAGGGAGCUUGCGCAGCUCUUUGCCGAAUAUGAACGCCAGCAGGAUGCAAAAGCAAAUCUAGAGCCAUAUCUAAAGCGUUGCAAUAUAGAAAUAGAUGAGCUAACUGUGCAUUUAGACGAAGGCAAGAAGCAGUUGAUGGAUCUCGUUGAUGAAUUAACUGCACAGAAGAGUGAGUUAGAAGCAACUGCAAGACACAUUAAUACCCUGGAGAGCAUGAUGAAGACUGGACAUGAAGACGCGGCAUUGCUAAAGAAGGAAAUUGCCCAGCACACUGAGUUUCUCAGCAAGGUAGCAGAUGCGCAGGAGUGUCUUGCCCCUCCGGAGAAGAGCGAAGAACACAAGAGGUUAGAAGCAGAGGAGCACUCUUUGCAACUGAAGCUGAUGCAACUGCAGACGCAAAAGAGCAAACUGGAGUCUGCACUAUUGAGCGUAUUCAAGCAGAGAGAGUGGAGACAAGACAGGGAGGCAGAAGCUCGCCAAAAGUGCGAGAACGCAAAAAACCAAUUGAACUAUUUGCAACGACAGCUAGAGUUGGAGGCCUCUGGCACUACCGCGCCAGAGAAAUGCAUCAGCUCGUUGUACCCAGCAAACUAUCAAAUUUAUACUAAAGUCAAAGCAGAGUCCUUUUCGGGUGGUGUGGUAGCCCCGCUUGCGGCAUAUAUAUGGGUAAAGGAGUCGUCAUCAGCUUUUGCACCAAUAAUCAGACGUGUUAUAGGCCCAAGCCUUUUAAAUACAAUAGCAUAUAGGGAUAAGAAUGACGAGCAUAGGCUCAGAAAUAUUUUAGGCCGAAGCAUACAGCUUAUGAAUCUCUUGAGGUCGACCAUUCCUACCAUGGAUGAGUACAACAUGCUUGUUCAUGAGCUGGGUCCAGUCUAUAGAGAUAAGGUCCUGUCUGUGAUGCAGUGCCUUGGUAAUUCUUCUCCCUUCGCUCUAGAAGUCCUCCAGCUAAAGGUCCAACUAUCCAGAUUAGUCAUCUGCGAGACCCUCGAGGUCGCACGCACUGUCUUGGAGGUAGGAAAGAAGCUGCAUGUGUCUUUUCAAUGCCUUCCUAAGGACAGAGAAUGCAUCAUGUUUAUCGGCGCCAAAAAUAGCGUUAUUAUGAAACCAGCAUAUAGUAAUCAAGGGUCAAUCAAGGCCCAGAGUCUUUAUUCAGCUACCACCAACCAAUCAAACCUACAAUCAGAGAUUCAACGCCAGCAGCGCGCUUAUGAGAUGGCAAAGGCCGAGUUUGAGUCCAAUUAUUCAGUGGCCAAACUGAGCGUAAUAGAGGCCCAGGAAACUCUGAAGAAGAGCGAGCUUCAAGCAGAGUUGGAAUCCAUUUCCGCAGAAGCGGCCCGAGUCCUGCAGACAAUGGAGGCCAAUAAUAGUAGAUUAAUUCACCUCAAGCAGCAGUAUGCACAAAGUGUUGAAUGCUAUAACGCACAGCAACGAGAGAUGCAAAGUGCGAGAAGACAAUUGGAGCGCUCUCGUGCAAUCGUAGAAUCGUCUGGGUUGAAACUCGCAACCCUGGAAAGCAAGCUAGCCGAGAUGACAAGUGAUCUAGAAAGAUCAAAUGCCUCUCUUAAAAAUAAGCAGGACAUAGUUGAACAACAACAAAAGACAUAUGAUAAGUGCGAGGCUGACGUAGUUGUGCUAGAAGACAGGCUCUCAGAGAAGAUUGCUCACAGGGAGAGUAUACAGGCCGAAGACUUGGACAAGCAGAUAAGUCAAACCGAAAAUGCUAUUACUACAUGCAAAGCGAAAGUCAAGACACUGAGGGCUUUCUUGACCUCAGCUCAGAGCGCUACUUUGAACGACUUGCAAACAUUUCUAGAAGUAUUUGAGAAUUUGUCCAAUUUGGUACCUGAGUACAGAGAAAGGCAGGCUACUGUUUUUUCUGAGUCACUGUCACUGAGAGGAGCACAGCCAUGUAAUCCUCCAAUUGACAACGGUUUGAGCUCUGCAGAGCAUGUGGUGGACCAAAACCAUUCACCGUUCCGGGAGCUAUAUGCGAUAUUGUGUGCAAACGAGAACAUCGAUUCCUCUUAUUACAAUCCUGUCACCCGCUUAGCGUUUCUCUUGGUAGAUUUCCUUGCAGAUUACUCCAUCUUUGCCGAAGGACAAGAUGCCAAAGAUAUAAAGAGCAUUCCUGAUAGCUCUUAUGAAGACAAUGAGCAACUUCUCAUUAACAUAAAUAACUUACUAUCUGCUGUGUCUGAAGAGAUCCAGCGAAUAGAGGAGAAGAAGCAUGAAUUGGCACAGGAAUUCAAUGGCGACAUAGAGGCAGAAAAGCAGCAUCUAUUGAGGAUAGAGGAUGAAAUCCGAGCGCAGACCAAAGAGUACACUGCUAUAUUGCAGGAGAUAUCCUCACUUGGGGAGAUUGCUGUGCGGCAAUUAAUCAAAUUGACAUCUAUUCGCUCAUACGCAGAGCAUGACAUAAGCUUUCAUUUUAUGCAGACGUCUGAGAUCACUGGUAUUAACCAGCGAUUGUACUUCCAGUUCCCUGCGCUCCCCGUUGUCUCCCCUAAACUGCUCGAGCUCAUUGACAAGCAAGUCACAGAUAGAUACUACGACAUAUGUGGUGCUCAACUACAUGCCUCGUGGAGUGUAGAACCACCAAGCAGAUCACACGUCAAUGUAGAUGAGACCUCCGACGAUGCCAAUCAACAACCGAUUACGACAAUCGCUUCAUCCAAAGGAUCUAUUGAUAUCCGAUCGACUACGCGUGGAGCGACAAGCCUCAGCGGAGGUGAAAGCACGUUCAUAUCCCUAUGCUUUAUGGUCUCAUGCUGGCUUGUAAUAAAAACGCGAUACGCCCAGAUUGAUGAGUGGGACGUAUUUAUGGAUGCGACCCGCCGAAAGAGGGCCUUCAAACUAAUGCUGGACGCCAUCCUUCAAACCUCUGUGCAGGUGGUACUGGUGACUCCGAGCGACGUCGAUAUAAGCGACCUUGAUGAAGCAACUAAAAAAGUUAUCGGCGUAAUCAAGCUUCUGUCUAUACGUGCGUAG